AUGGCGUCCACCGCGCUCCCGAAGCGCUCCACGCGCGGUCUCCGGAUGAACAAGCUCCUCGAGGACGAGGACAGCGCGGACGAGGAGUUCUGGGGCCAAGACGCGUUCGCGGAGGAGUCCGGCGACGAGGAAUACUCGAGCGAGUCCGAGGAAGCGGACGUGUUCGACAAGGACUUCGACGACGACGAGAGCUCGUCGGACUCGGAGGAAGUCGUCGUCGCGAAAGAGCGACGGAAGCCCGCGCUGAAGGCGCCGGAGAGGAAGGCGCCGCCGGCGCCGAGAGCGGCGGCGACCGCGACGAAGGAGAGGGCGAAGAAGCCGCCGCGAGGCCUCGACGGGAUGUCAGUGUUCUCCCCCGACGGCCUCGAGUGGAGCGACGGAGGCGGAGCGCGCGUCGACAACGACGGAGGGCUGCGGAAGUCGUCGCGCGCGAGCGUGAAGCAGAUCCUGAGCGAGAGCGAGAGGAGCAGGGAGGAGAGGAGGAGCAAGGCGCCGCCGAAGCGGACGGCGCCCGCGGAGCCGGCGCGGCCGCUGACGCAGGCUGAGAUUCUCGCCGAGGCGGCGGUCACCGAGGCGCGUCCCCUAUCUGACACCGGACUAUCUCUCCCGGCGGGCGUGUCUCUCCGCCCAUCACCCCUCGCUUUCAAUCCCGACACGCCUCGACGCCUUUCGACUCCGCCUCUGACGCCUUUCGACUCCGCCCCGACGUCGCUUCGUACGGGCAAUUACCCUCAGGUGUGGAAUCUGCGCGACCUCGAAUACCUCCUCAACCUCGAAGAGGCGACGAAGAAGAAAGCCGAGCGCGUGAAGACGACAUUCACGGGGCCGACGCUUCGCGUGCGAAGCGUCGGGGAUAAGACGACGAUCGAGCCGAGGUACGGCGCGUCGUUGCCGGAGCCACUCGGGAUGAAGGCGCCGACGCCGCCGACGCCGGAGCGGUGCGUCGUCACGGGGGACCGCGCGCGGUAUCGCGACCCGCUCACGGGGCUCGCGUAUAAGGACGUCGCCGCGUUUAAGGAGCUCAGGAGGAGGCACGCGGCGACGACGGCGGCGGCGAAGAAGGACGCGGUCGUGGGGGUGGUCGAGGUGCAGGCUGGGGUGGCGGCGGCGCCGGCGCCGGCGAAGGCGCCGGCGAAGGCGUCGGCGGCGGUGGCGGAGACGUCGCAGUUCGCCGUGAAGACCUUCUCCUCGGGCAGUCCGGUCGAUUCCCCGAGCGGGGGGUCGGGGGGCAAGGCGAAGAAAAGGAAGCUAGCCUCGCUGAACGAGAUUUCCAAGCCGUGAUGCGCGGGGAUGCGACCCGACGUAUACCCUUAGCCGCGUUUUCAGCAGUGCGUUUACGUUUAGGAUC
This is a messenger RNA of Micromonas pusilla CCMP1545, 1348 nucleotides long. RefSeq lists its product as uncharacterized. NCBI's taxonomy places the organism in Eukaryota, Viridiplantae, Chlorophyta, Mamiellophyceae, Mamiellales, Mamiellaceae. The coding region runs from base 1 to 1281 and encodes 426 amino acids. Gene Ontology annotation, cellular component: nucleus. The record is from RefSeq and is a predicted model, not a curated record. Gene Ontology annotation, biological process: chromatin remodeling; regulation of DNA-templated transcription. The transcript is spliced from 4 exons. Gene Ontology annotation, molecular function: ATP-dependent H2AZ histone chaperone activity.